AUGAAGAUAAGCCUUUCAACCAAAGUUGGAGACAAACAAGCUAAGGUGACUUUUGGUAAAAGUGCAUGUAGAUUACAGAGCUUCCUCAAAAAACGGUGCAGAUCCCGUGGAUAUGAUGACACGGAUGCCUCUCCUUUGCAUCAUGCUGCAGAAGCAGGUGAACUAGAACUGAUGGAGAUGAUCCUCAAUGAGUCCUGUUGUGAAGAGCUGAAUGUGAUGGAUAAUUAUGGAAAUACCCCCCUGUACUGGGCUACAGACAAAAACCAGGUCAAAAGCAUCCAAUUUCUUCUCAGCCGAGGAGCAAACCCCAACAUCCGAAACUACAACAUGAUGGCCCCUCUCCACAUAGCUGUGCAGCGUGGGUACAACGAGUUGGUGAAGGUCUUGGUUGAGCAUGGAAGUACAAAUAUCAACUUGGAAGGAGAAAAUGGAAACACUGCUGUGAUGUUUGCGUGCUCCAAAGAUAAUAGUGAAGCACUACAAUUUUUGUUAAACAAAGGAGCUAAGCCAUGCAUCCAAAAUAAGUGGGGAUGCUUCCCUAUACACCAGGCUGCCUUUUCCGGUGCCAAAAAGUGCAUGGAAAUAAUUUUAAAGUUUGGUGAAGAUCAUGGACAUAGCAGAAAUAAUCAUAUUAACUUUGUCAAUAAUGGGAAACAUAGCCCUCUCCACAUGGCUGUUCAGAGCGGCGACUUGGAAAUGAUCAAAAUGUGCCUGGAUAAUGGUGCACAGAUAGAGUUAAUGGAGAACGGGAAGUGCACAGCCCUUCAUUUUGCUGCCACGCAGGGAGCCACGGAGAUUGUUAAAUUGAUGAUAGCCUCCUAUUCCGGUGACAGCGAUAUUGUGAACGCAGUGGAUGGAAACCAGGAGACACUGCUGCACAGAGCGUCACUAUUUGAUCAUCAUGAACUUGCAGAAUAUUUAAUUUCAGUGGGUGCAGAUAUCAAUAGCAUUGAUUGUGAAGGACGUUCUCCACUUUUAUUAGCAACUGCUUCUGCAUCUUGGAAUAUUGUGAAUUUGCUACUCUCUAAAGGUGCCCAUGUAGACAUAAAGGAUUUUCUUGGACGUAAUUUUUUGCAUUUGACUGUACAACAAAGUCAUGGAUUGAAAAAUUUGCAACCUGAGUUUAUGCAGAUGAAACAUAUUAAAGAGCUGGUCAUGGAUGAAGACAACAACGGCUGUACUCCUCUACAUUAUGCAUGCAGACAGGGGGUGCCUGUCUCUGUGAAUAACUUACUUCAUUUUAAUGUGUCCAUUAAUUCUAAAAGCAAAGAUAAGAAAUCACCGCUGCACUUUGCAGCCAGUUAUGGGCGUAUCAAUACCUGUCAGAGGCUUCUACAAGACAUAUCUGACAUGAGGCUUUUGAAUGAAGGUGAUCUCCAUGGCAUGACACCUCUCCAUUUGGCAGCAAAAAAUGGACACGAUAAAGUUGUUCACCUUCUACUGAAAAAAGGUGCAUUAUUUCUCAGUGACCACUAUGGCUGGACUGCUUUGCAUCAUGCGUCCAUGGGUGGGUACACUCAGACCAUGAAGGUCAUUCUGAACACCAAUCUGAAGUGCACAGAUCGGCUGGAUGAAGAAGGGAACACCGCGCUCCACUUCGCGGCCAGGGAAGGCCAUGCCAAGGCCGUGGCACUUCUUCUGAGCUGCGGUGCUGACAUCGUCCUGAACAAGCAGGAUGCCUCCUUCUUGCACGUGGCUAUCCACAACAAGAGGAAGGACGUCGUUCUGACCGCAAUCAGGAGCCAAAGGUGGGAAGAAUGUUUUAAAGUAUUUAGUCAUCGUUCUCAAAGCAAUAAAUGUCCUGUCAUGGAAAUGGUGGAAUACCUCCCUGAAUGCAUGAAAGUUCUUCUAGAUCUGUGCAUGCUUCACUCCACAGAGGACAAGUCAUGCCGAGACUACCACAUUGAGUAUAAUUUCAAGUAUCUUCAAUGUCCACUAGAGUUCACCCAAACAGUGAGGCCUGAAAAGGAUGUAACAUAUGAACCUCUGGCAACGCUCAAUGCAAUGGUACAGCAUAAUCGCAUAGAGCUUCUCAAUCAUCCUGUCUGUAAGGAAUAUUUAUGUAUGAAAUGGCUAGCCUAUGGAUUUAAAGCCCACAUUGUGAACCUGGGAUCAUACUGUCUGGGUCUCAUGCCUAUGACCUUCCUCGUGGUCAAUAUAAAGCCAGGAAUGGGUUUCAACUCAACUGGAAUCAUUAAUGGAACAAGUGACCACUCAGAAAUACUAGACACCCAGAAUUCAUACCCUAUAAAAGUGUGUAUGAUAUUGGUUUUUUUAUCAAGCAUACUUGGAUAUUGCAAAGAAGUUUCCCAGAUCUUCCAACAGAAAAUGAGUUACUUUUGGGAUCACAGUAAUGGAGUGGAAUGGAUUAUCUAUACAACCAGCCUCAUUUUUGUGUUGCCCUUGUUCACCGGUGUACCAGCUUACAUACAGUGGCAGUGCGCAGCAAUUGCUAUAUUCUUCUAUUGGAUGAACUUCUUAUUGUAUCUGCAGAGGUAAAAUCAGCUUGAAUCACGUCUACAGCUUUUACAUAUUCUUUUAAGCUUUUACAUAUUCUUUUAAUAUNNNUUUUUAAAUGUUGUGUUUCAUUUUUACAUUGUGGUCUUUUCUUAGGAUGCCUUCAGCCACCCACUGCUUUCCAUCAUCCAGACCUUCAGCAUGAUGCUUGGAGAUAUCAAUUAUCGGGAUUCCUUUCUAGAACCCUUCUUGAGGGAUGAGUUGGCAUAUCCACUCCUGUCCUUUAUACAACUUAUUACAUUCACAUUGUUUGUUCCAAUUGUCCUCAUGAACUUACUGAUUGGUCUGGCAGUUGGGGACAUUGCCGAGGUACAAAAACAUGCAUCACUGAAGAGGAUCGCUAUGCAGGUGAAACUCCACACCAGCUUAGAGAAGAAACUGCCACUCUGCUUCCUACAAAAAGUGGAUCAAGAGAGCAUCAUCGUGUACCCCAACAGACCCAGAUAUGACGGGGGAGUGAUAUGUUUAUUUCAAUAUAUCUUCUCCAUCAAAGAAACAGGACAAGAAGCACCAAAUGUUGAUACAUCUUUAGAAACAGAAAUAUUGAAGCAAAAAUACCGGCUGAAAGACCUCACGUCUCUUCUGGAAAAACAGCACGAGCUCAUUAAGCUCAUCAUUCAGAAGAUGGAGAUCAUCUCUGAGACAGAGGAUGAAGACAGCCACAGCUCUUUUCAAGACAAGUUCAAAAAAGAGCAGCUCGAGCAAAGGAACAGCAAAUGGAACUGUCUGCUGAAGGCCGUAAAGUCACAGGGCUCUUAG
This is a messenger RNA of Echinops telfairi (small Madagascar hedgehog), 3276 nucleotides long. RefSeq names its product transient receptor potential cation channel subfamily A member 1 (gene TRPA1). The transcript has 26 exons. The record is from RefSeq and is a predicted model, not a curated record. Gene Ontology annotation, molecular function: protein binding. NCBI's taxonomy places the organism in Eukaryota, Metazoa, Chordata, Mammalia, Afrosoricida, Tenrecidae.